Phacochoerus africanus (Common warthog) is the source of this 2681-nucleotide messenger RNA. RefSeq names its product Nedd4 family interacting protein 2 (gene NDFIP2). The transcript has 9 exons. Gene Ontology annotation, biological process: positive regulation of protein ubiquitination; metal ion transport; vacuolar transport. Gene Ontology annotation, molecular function: WW domain binding. The record is from RefSeq and is a predicted model, not a curated record. The coding region runs from base 93 to 1103 and encodes 336 amino acids. NCBI's taxonomy places the organism in Eukaryota, Metazoa, Chordata, Mammalia, Artiodactyla, Suidae. Gene Ontology annotation, cellular component: perinuclear region of cytoplasm; Golgi apparatus; endoplasmic reticulum.
CCCGACAGGCUGACAGCCUAGAUUGCUCCCCCGAACUUGCCUGACUUUUCCCUCUCCUCCCACCUAGUCAAAUCCCCCCAUUCGCGACGCGGAUGGGACGCCGGAGGCCCCAGCGAGCAUGCGCGACCAUCCCGAGCAUGCCCAGUAGCGCGCGCGGCGCCCCGGAGCUUCUCUCCGGAGCUGCGACCGACUCGGAGGUUUCCGCGGCUUCUGCGGCAGCGACGGGAAGUGAGGCGGCCGGGCCGGGCGGCCUCGGCGGCAGAAACAGAGGCGGAAGAGUCGCUGCGGCGACGACGUCGUCGACCCGGGUGACCGAGGGUGCUGAGCGCCGAGGGGACUCGCCCGCUCGGAAGCCGGAUCCCGAGCCGGGCAGGAUGGAUCAUCACCAGCCUGGGACUGGUCGCUACCAGGUGCUUCACAAUGAAGAGGAUAAUUCAGAAUCAUCUGCAGUAGAGCAGCCAUCAACUUCAGACCCAGUACCACAGACCAUGCAGGCUGCUUCUUCAGCAUCAGGACUUGAGGCUGACUCUUCUCCUCCACCUUAUAGUAGUAUUACCGUGGAAGUACCUACAACUUCAGAUACAGAAGUUUACAGUGACUUUUAUCCUGUGCCACCUCCCUACAGUGUUGCUACCUCCCUUCCUACGUAUGAUGAAGCUGAGAAGGCCAAAGCUGCUGCCAUAGCAGCCGCAGCAGCAGAAACAUCUCAAAGAAUUCAGGAGGAAGAAUGUCCACCAAGAGAUGACUUCAGUGAUGCAGACCAGCUCAGAGUGGGUAAUGAUGGGAUUUUCAUGCUGGCAUUUUUCAUGGCAUUUAUUUUCAACUGGCUUGGAUUUUGUUUAUCUUUCUGUAUCACCAAUACCAUAGCUGGAAGGUAUGGUGCCAUCUGUGGAUUUGGCCUUUCAUUGAUCAAGUGGAUUCUUAUUGUCAGGUUUUCUGAUUAUUUUACUGGAUAUUUCAAUGGACAAUAUUGGCUUUGGUGGAUAUUUCUUGUACUUGGCCUGCUUCUUUUCUUCAGAGGAUUUGUUAAUUACCUGAAAGUCAGAAACAUGUCUGAAAGUAUGGCAGCUGCUCAUAGAACAAGAUAUUUCUUCUUAUUAUAGAGGUUUCUUUCCUCCUGCUGGAAGAUGUCACAUUUUCUCUUUAACUGACUGCAUCGACCAGACAUUCCUUUCUUAUACCAAUGUGAAAUUUCCAGACCAUCUGUAAAUCUGCAACUUCAAUAGGAUAGAAGACUACUAAAAACGGAAGACAAAUUAGUGAAGAAAAGAUAGAGCUUCAAAAUUGAAUGGCAGAGUGGUUUAUGCUUAAAAGCCAUUUCUGUUCAUUCUCUUAAUAUUUCAUUUGCUUUGCGCAUUUGCAUAUGUGCCCAUUUAAAAGAUUUGCAUAUUCUUGAAAGAAACCAGAAACCGUAAAGUUGUAGCAGUAAAGUUUCGUCAUAUUUGAUUAGUGUUUGAUAUAAUUGAAAGAGUUGAGUGAUAAACAGUCUUCCAGCAUGUAAAUGUCAUUGACUUCUGACCUGACAUUUAGUAUAAUAAAAAUGAAAUGAUUAACCAUGUCACAUGCUUUAGUUUCUGGCUCUUAGAUUUAUCUAGUAACUCUGCACAUCCUUUGUUAUAUAUAAAAUUUUUUGAAACUUGCAGUGCUGAUUAUUAGAAAGCCUUUGUCAGAUUUUUGAACAUGAUAUUUACAUCAUUAUUUAGCAAAACGUUAUGUAAAUAACCAUGCAUAAAUUACUUUCUGCAUUGUUUUCUUAGAAAUUGUGUCUAGAUAUCUUUUCAUUAAUUUUAAAUUAAGUGGACUUAAUAUAUAUAGAAAAUUUUGCCGUCAAAGAUAGUUUGUUUUAGGACAAGUUUUAAGAAAAAUGUGGGUAUUCCUCAUGUCCUUUGUAAGAACAUCCUUUUUUUUUUUAAAGGGACAUGCCAAUUUUAGGAAUUCUCAAAUGAGAAGCUUGGUUUUCAGCCAUUGUCCAUCCUAGAUAUUCUUGCAGGCAGAAUUGUAUUAGAUAUUAUAUUUAUUUCAUUUAAGACUUUUUGAAAAUUAAUUUUCUGAAUAAGAUAUUCUCAUUUGCAUUUUGUCUUUUAAAAGGCCAAUAAAAGUAUCUUUCAAUAUCAUUGCAAUAUUUUUCUUCUUUAGAUGUUUAACUUAGGAAAGAAAAACUUGUGCUUUUAAAAGCUUCUUGCUUUAUGAUUGUAGGCUUAAAUUGUAAAAAUCAUUUCCUGAAUUGAGAUAUACAAAAUAUCUGUUUUCAAGUUAUGCAAAUGUGUCUGUGGGAUAUAGGGGUGUGAGUGUGGUUUGUGAGAGUGUGAGUAUGUAUUGUUACUGCUGGAAUCUGUUUUACAUUCAUAAGCUACUACAUUUUGCAAAUCAUUUUAUGUCUCAUCUGUUUUCUUUUCAGUUAUAUCUUUGCUUUUGAAUGCCAGCAUUAAAAAUGAUGGGAAUUAUAUCAUCUUUUAAACUUAAAAAUCAUUUAAUACAGCUAUAUAGAACUCAUAAAACUGAUUGCUUGUUUAUUAUUAGACACCGACUACUAAAAGGUACAUCUAAAACGAUUCAGGAUCACUUGUUCCAUUUCUGAACACAAAAUUUAUUACGCUUUAAAACUUCUUUUGUAUUUCUCUGUAUUUUCUUAUUUACUUCAUUGUCUUUGAUAAAUAAAACAUGCAGUUUUGUUUUGCUAA